GUAAAACAUGAGGUUGCGCCUCUGCAGUCGAAUGAGGUGUCUGUUAUUCGCAGGAAGUGUGUCCGCUUUGAGAUUAAACAGCAUGAAUUCCGGGAGCAAUUCCGUAUGGAACCAAUUUUUCGAAUCAACAUUGAGAACCCAUACAAACUUAUUGACAAGACAAACUGCACAGUAGCUCAAUUGGAAAAUGAGAUGCGCAGGCUGCAAGAAACUGCCAAUCUGUUUGAGGUGAGCUUCCCUGAUUACAAACAGCUCCGCCAAUGCCGUUCUGACAUCAUCCUCCUCAAAGCAGUCUGGGACAUGGUCAUCUUUGUCAAGUCCAGUAUCUUGGACUGGAGGAAGACAUUGUGGAAGGCGAUCAAUGUGGAGCAGAUGGACAUGGAGCUCAGGAGGUUUGCUAAGGAGAUGAAAACUUUAGACAAGGAAGUACGUUUGUGGGACGUCUAUACUGGUCUGGAAUCAACAGUUAAAAACCUGCUGACAUCAUUAAGAGCUGUCAAUGAACUGCAGAACCAGGCGGUCCGGCAGAGACACUGGCAACAGCUCAUGCACACCACUGGGGUAUUGGAAGUGAGCUUUGUAAUGAAUGAAAACACCACUCUGGGGGAUCUGCUUGAGCUUCAGCUCCAUCGUGUGGAGGAUGAGGUGAAGAACAUUGUGGAUAAAGCCGUGAAGGAAAUGGGCAUUGAGAAGAUUCUGGCUGAGAUCAAGCAGACCUGGUCGAUAAUGUCUCUGUCUUAUGAAACUCACACCAACACUGGAACCCCAUUGCUCAAAGCUGAUGAGAACCUGAUCGAGACUCUGGAGGAUAACCAGGUACAGCUGCAGAACAUCCUGAUGAGUAAACAUGUAGAGUAUUUUCUGGUGGAUGUAAGUGGCUGGCAGAGGCGACUAAUGCUGGCAGAUCUGGUAAUUGGCUCAUGGCUGGGUGUACAGCGCACAUGGGCUCACUUACAAAGUAUCUUCACCAACUCAGAGGAUAUCCGCAACCAGCUGGCAAAUGAUGCUGAGCGCUUUAACGGCAUCCACCUUGACUUCCAGGAGUUGAUGGUGAAAGUUGUAGAAACUGCAAAUGUGAUUGAAGUUACAAACCAGCCAGGCUUCUUGGAAAAAAUUGAGACCCUACAACAAAGGUUGUCUGUGUGUGAAAAAGCUUUGGCUGAAUAUCUGGAAACAAAGCGGCUGACGUUUCCACGCUUUUACUUUGUCUCUGCUGCUGACUUACUGGAGAUAGUUUCCAAGGGAACACAGCCCAGACAGGUUACACGACACCUGCUGAAGCUGUUUGAUAACGUGGCUGAUUUGAAGUUCAGAGAUGAGGAAGGGGGUGAGGAAGGAAGGGUGGAGGUGGCAAUGGGGAUGUACAGCAGAGAGGGAGAGUAUGUACCUUUCUCUGAGCCUUGCAUAUGUGAGGGACAGGCUGAGUGUUGGUUAGGUAAGCUGGAGCUCUCCAUGCGUUCCACAGUGAGACAGGAGAUCUCUGAAGCUGUAGCAGCAUAUGAGGAUAAAUCACGUGAUCAGUGGCUCUUUGACUAUCCUGCACAGGUGGCUCUAACAGGUAGUCAGAUCUGGUGGGCGACAGAUGUCGGGAUUGCAUUUGAGCGGGUGGAGGAGGGAUUUGAGACUGCACUCAAAGACUACAAUAAAAAACAGGUCCUGCAGCUAAACUCUCUAAUAAACAUGCUGCUAGGUGAGCUGAGUCCUGGUGAUCGUCAGAAGAUCAUGACUCUAUGCACCAUUGACGUUCAUGCAAGAGAUGUGGUGGCCAAACUGAUCUCGCAGAAGGUGAUAAAUGGGCAGGCGUUUGCAUGGUUGUCUCAGUUACGGCACCGCUGGGAUGAACAGCAGAAACACUGCUACGUCAACAUUUGUGAUGCCCAGUUUCAGUUCUCUUAUGAAUAUUUGGGCAACACCAACCGGCUGGUCAUUACACCACUAACUGACCGAUGUUACAUUACUCUGACUCAGUCUCUUCAUCUGACCAUGAGUGGCGCCCCCGCUGGUCCUGCUGGGACCGGCAAGACCGAGACUACCAAAGACCUGGGUCGCUCGCUUGGCAUUAUGGUCUACGUAUUUAACUGCUCAGAACAGAUGGACUACAAAUCUAUAGGAAAUAUCUAUAAGGGUCUGGCUCAGACAGGAGUGUGGGGCUGCUUUGAUGAGUUUAACAGGAUCUCUGUGGAGGUUUUGUCUGUAGUUGCUGUGCAGGUUAAAACUAUUCAAGAUGCCAUUCGCAACAAGAAACACAGGUUUUACUUUCUGGGUGAGGAGAUUGAGCUGAAGCCAACUGUGGGAAUCUUCAUUACUCUGAAUCCAGGAUAUGCAGGGAGAGCAGAACUGCCUGAGAACCUUAAAGCUCUCUUUAGGCCAUGUGCCAUGGUGAUUCCUGACUUUGAGUUAAUCUGUGAAAUCAUGCUGGUGGCUGAGGGUUUCAUAGAUGCUCGUCUGCUAGCUCGCAAGUUUAUCAGUUUGUACACGCUUUGCAAAGAACUGCUUUCCAAACAGGAUCACUAUGACUGGGGCCUCCGAGCAAUAAAGUCGGUGCUGGUGGUUGCCGGGUCACUGAAAAGACAAGAGAGGAGUCGUCCAGAGGAACAGGUGCUGAUGAGGGCCUUAAGAGAUUUUAACCUACCAAAGAUUGUAACAAGUGACGUGCCAAUAUUCCUGGGUUUGAUCAGUGAUUUGUUUCCGCUGUUGGACAUUCCACGUAAGAGAGACCAACAGCUGGAGCAGCAUGUUCGUCAGGCAAUCAGCGAGCUACGACUGCAGCCAGAAGAAAACUUCAUCCUAAAGGUGACUCAGUUAGAGGAUCUGCUGGCAGUGAGGCAUUCUGUAUUUGUGGUUGGUGGAGCUGGAAGUGGAAAAAGCCAGAUUUUGAAGACAUUACAUAGAACCUACUCCAACAUGAAACUGAAACCUGUGUGGAGUGAUAUGAACCCUAAAGCAGUGACCACGGACGAGCUGUUUGGAUUUCUGCAUCCUGCCACACGAGAGUGGAAGGAUGGUCUUUUCUCCUCCACUAUGAGAGAACUAUCUGCUUUAUCCCAUGAUGGUCCUAAGUGGAUUGUGCUGGAUGGUGACAUUGAUCCAAUGUGGAUAGAAUCUCUUAACACAGUUAUGGAUGACAACAAGGUGCUGACUCUGGCCAGUAAUGAGCGCAUCUCUCUUACAUCCUCCAUGCGUCUGCUGUUUGAAAUCAGUCACCUGAAGGCUGCAACUCCAGCAACAGUAUCCAGAGCAGGCAUUCUUUAUGUUAACCCACAGGAUCUAGGCUGGAACUCCUAUGUUACAAGUUGGAUUGAUAGUCGUCAGGCCCAAUCAGAACGAGCCAAUCUGACCAUCCUUUUUGACAAAUACGUGCCCUACUGUUUAGAGCAGGUCAGGUGUAACCUGAAGACCAUUACACCUAUACCUGAGACCAGCAUGGUGCAGACACUGUGUUGCUUUCUGGACUGCUUAUUAACUGAUGAAAACACACCUGCUGACUCUCCUCGUGAACUCUAUGAGAUCUACUUUGUGUUUGCCUGUGUUUGGGCUUUUGGGGGUGCGCUCUUUCAGGAUCAUUUAAGAGACUACCGUGGUGAGUUUAGUCGCUGGUGGAAUAAGGAAAUGCGGGCAGUGAAGUUUCCCUCCCAGGGAACUGUGUUUGAUUAUUACAUUGACCCCAACACAAAGAAAUUCACUCCUUGGAGCGAACGCACUCCUCUAUUUGAGCUGGAGCCUGAUGCCCCACUGCAGACUGUGAUGGUUCACUCGGCGGAGACCAUCUGUCUGUCAUAUUUUGUCGAGCUGCUUUUGGAAAAAGGCAAGCCAGUGAUGCUGGUUGGAAACGCAGGGGUAGGCAAGACCAUCCUGGUCUGGGACACCAUCUCUAAACACAGAGAGGACUAUAUGGUCGUCAAAGUGCCCUUUAAUUACUAUACCACAUCAGCUAUGCUGCAGCGUGUACUGGAGAAACCUCUAGAAAAAAGGGCAGGACGUAACUUUGCUCCUCCUGGCACUAAAAAGCUGAUCUAUUUUGUUGAUGAUCUGAAUAUGCCGGAGGUGGAUGCAUACGGAACAGUCCAACCACACACACUCAUCAGACAACAUCUUGACUACUCACAUUGGUAUGAUCGUCAGAGACUGGUGCUGAAGGAGAUUCACAACUGUCAGUACAUCACUUGCAUGAAUCCAACAGCUGGAAGCUUCUCUGUUAACCCUCGGCUACAGAGGCAUUUCUCAGUGUUUGCAGUGCACUUUCCGGGUGCUGAGGCUUUAAACACGAUCUACAGCAGUAUACUGAGUGGUCACUUCCAGCAGGGAGGGUAUAGCUAUGGGGUGAGCCGCUCGGUGGGGGCGCUCGUCCAAGCCACCAUCUGUCUUCACCAGAAAAUGACCCAAAACUUCCUGCCCACUGCCAUCCGUUUCCACUACAUCUUCAACCUGAGAGACAUCUCUAACAUCUUCCAGGGGAUUGUGUUUGCUCAGCCGGAGAGUGUGAGGUAUCCGAUAGAGCUGGUGUAUCUCUGGUUGCAUGAGUGUUCUCGUGUGUAUGCUGAUAAACUGAUGGAGGAGAAAGAUGUGGAGCUCUUCAGUAAAAUCCUACUUGACACUGGAAAGAGAUACUUUGAGGGUAUAGAUGAGUCAAUCUUAAUCAACCAGCCUCUGAUCUAUUCACACUUUGCUCAUGGGAUAGGAGAACCACGAUACUCUCAGGUCAGUGACUGGGAGAAACUACAGAAAACUCUGAGUGAUGCACUGGAACAUUACAAUGAACUGCACGCCAACAUGAACCUUGUGUUUUUUGAGGAGGCCAUGCAACACAUCUGCAGGAUUAGUCGUAUUCUGGAGGCUCCGAUGGGAAAUGCUCUGCUCAUUGGGGUUGGCGGUAGUGGGAAACAGAGUCUGUGUCGACUGGCUGCCUUCCUUAGCAUGCUCGAGGUCUUUCAAAUCACUCUGCGAAAAGGCUAUGGCAUCAGUGACCUAAGGAGUGAUAUAGCUGCUCUGUACAUUAAAGUGGGAAUGAAGAACAUUGGUACAGUUUUCCUGCACACAGACGCCCAGAUUCCUGAUGAACGAUUCCUAGUGCUGAUUAAUGACAUGCUAGCAUCUGGGGACAUUCCGGACCUGUUCACUGAGGAGGAGGUGGAUAUGAUUGUGGCUUCGAUCCGUCUAGAGCUGCGAGGUCUCGGCCUGCUAGACACCAGAGAAAACUGCUGGAACUUUUUCAUUGAUCGCAUACGCAGGCAGCUAAAAGUGGUGCUGUGUUUCUCACCUGUGGGUUUCACUCUACGCACCAGGGCCCGCAAGUUUCCAGCUCUUGUAAACUGCACAGCCAUAGACUGGUUUCAUCCCUGGCCCCAGCAUGCUCUACAAUCUGUCAGUAAAACCUUUAUAAGUAACAUCCAGGACAUACAGCCUGAUGUGAAGGCUUCCAUUAGUGAGUUUAUCUCAUAUGCACAUACAAGCGUUAAUGAGGUGAGUGUAAAGUACCAACAGAAUGAGAAGCAUUUCAACUACACCACACCCAAAAGCUUCCUGGAGUUCAUGAAGCUUUAUGGGAAUUUACUGGCAACAAAAAGGAGGGAGCUUAUACAGAAGAUGGAAAGGUUGGAGAACGGUCUGCAGAAACUGCUCAGCACUGCCUCCCAGGUGGAGGAUCUGAAGGCCAAGCUAGCUUUGCAGGAGGUGGAGCUGCAUCAAAGGAACAGUGAUACUGAGGCCCUUAUUGCUAAAAUCGGCCAGCAGACUGAGAAGCUUAACGUAGAGAAGAGUGUUGCUGAUGCAGAGGAACAAAAAGUUGCAGCGAUCCAGGCUGAAGUAACGAAGCAGCAGCAGGAAAACGAGGAAGACCUGGCUAAAGCUGAACCAGCUCUGCAGGCGGCCAAUGCUGCUCUUAAUACUCUCAAUAGGCUAAAUCUGACAGAGCUACGCACCUUCCCGAACCCACCUGUGAUCGUGACCAAUGUGUUAGCAGCUGUGCUGGUACUGCUUGCUCAGAAUGGUCGCAUCCCUAAAGACCGCAGCUGGAAAGCUGCUAAAGUCAUGAUGAGCAAAGUGGAUGAUUUUCUGCAGGCACUGAUAAACUUUGAUAAAGAACACAUCCCGGAUGCUACAGUGCGGGUGUUGAAGGAGGAGUACCUGAGCGAUCCAGACUUUAAUCCAGAGUUUGUACGUCUUAAAUCCUCAGCUGCAGCUGGGCUGUGUGCCUGGGUUAUCAACAUCAUACGAUUCCAUGAGGUGUUCUGUGAGGUGGAGAUGAAGCGGAUGUGUCUCUCUCAGGCCAAUGCUGAUCUUAUUGAAGCAGCGGAGAAACUAGAGAUCAUCAGGAAGAAACUCACAGAGCUAGACAGUAGUCUGGACACUUUGACUUCAGCGUUCGAAAAGGCUACCUCUGAAAAACUUCGCUGCCAAGAGGAGGUCAACCGUACCAAUAAAACCAUCCAGCUGGCCAACCGCCUGGUCAAGGGCCUCGAGUCGGAGAAUGUACGCUGGGCACACUCAGUAGCUCAGUACAGGGAGCAGGAAGCCACUCUGUGUGGAGAUGUUCUCCUUACUGCAGCAUUCAUCUCCUAUGCUGGUUCAUUCUCCAAACGAUACAGACACGAGCUGGUGUAUAACCUCUGGAUGCCUUAUUUACGUACACAAAAGGUUCCUAUUCCUAUGACUGAGGGACUUGAUCCCACUUCCAUGCUAACAGAUGAUGCCACAGUGGCUAAGUGGAACAAUGAGGGUUUACCUGGUGAUAGGAUGUCUACUCAAAAUGCUACCAUCCUGCUAAACUGUGAGCGUUGGCCCCUUCUUAUCGACCCCCAGCUGCAAGGAAUAAAAUGGCUUAAGAGUCGCUAUGGAAGCAGCCUUCAAGUCAUCAACCUAGGGCAAAAAGGAUACGUUGAUGUGAUUGAACAGGCAGUAGUAACAGGGCAACCUGUAUUGAUUGAGAAUCUGGCAGAAACGAUUGACCCGGUUAUUGAUCCUCUGCUGGGCCGCAACACCAUCAAAAAGGGCAGGUAUAUAAAGGUGGGGGAUAAGGAGUGUCUGUUCCACCCUGAAUUUCGGCUCAUUCUUCACACUAAGAUGGCCAAUCCUCACUAUAAACCAGAGAUCCAGGCUCAGACCACACUUAUUAACUUUACUGUAACUCGGGAUGGACUGGAGGAUCAGCUGCUGGCUGAGGUCGUCAACCUGGAGAGACCAGAUCUUGAACAGUUCAAGUCUGAGUUGACUAAGCAGCAGAACACGUUUAAGAUUGAACUAAAGCAGCUGGAGGACGAAUUGCUGACCCGACUCUCAGCUGCUGAGAGUAACUUUCUGGGUGACAACAUGCUGGUGGAGAAAUUGGAGUCCACCAAACACACAGCUGCUGAAAUUGAGAUGAAGGUGUUGGAGGCAAAGGUAAAUGAGGUAAAGAUAAAUGAAGCGCGUGAGCACUACAGGCCAGUGGCAGUGCGAGCAUCCCUUCUCUACUUCAUCAUCAAUGACCUAAACAAGAUCAACCCCAUGUACCAGUUCUCCCUCAAGGCGUUUAAUGUGGUGUUCCGUAAAGCAGUGCAGAACGCUGAGGUGACUGCUGAUGUUAAGAAACGUGUUAGCAUUCUCAUUGACUCCAUCACCUUCUCCACCUUCAACUACAUCAACAGAGGCUUGUUUGAGAGAGACAAACUCACCUUCACAGCUCAGCUGACCUUUCAGUUGUUAUUAAUGAAUAAAGAAAUUGAUAUGCGAGAGCUGGAUUUCCUCUUGCGUUUCAAUAUCGACCACAGUUACAUCAGCCCUGUCGACUUCUUGUCCAACUCUGCCUGGAGUGCAAUCAAGACAAUGAGUUUUACUGAUGAGUUCCGAGGAUUAGACCGGGACAUUGAGGGUUCUCCUAAACGCUGGAAGAAGGUGGUGGAGUCUGAGUGUCCUGAGAAAGAGAAGCUCCCUCAGGAGUGGAAGACCAAGAGCUCAUUGCAAAAACUCAUCCUGAUGAGGGCUAUCCGGCCCGACCGCAUGACCUACGCUCUCAGAAACUUUGUGGAGGAGAAACUGGGUGUGCAGUACACAGAGGGAAGAAAGAUGGAAUUUGCCAGGUCAUUUAAAGAGAGUGGUGCUGCCUCUCCUGUUUUCUUCAUACUGUCACCUGGAGUUGACCCACUCAAAGAUGUGGAGUCUUUAGGUAAGAAGUUGGGCUUCACUAUAGACCUGGGCAAGCUGCAUAACGUGUCUCUUGGACAGGGUCAGGAGGCUGUAGCGGAACUAGCAAUGCAGAAAGCUUCUAAAGAAGGCCACUGGGUUAUACUGCAGAACAUCCAUCUGGUUGCAAAGUGGCUGGGAAGUCUGGAAAAACUGUUGGAAAAAUGCUGUGAGAAUAGCCACCUUGACUAUCGAGUGUUUAUGAGUGCAGAGCCAUCAGCUACCUCUCAGGAGCAUAUAAUUCCCCAAGGCAUUUUGGAAAACGCUAUCAAAAUCACUAACGAAUCUCCGACUGGAAUGUUAGCCAACCUGCAUGCAGCGCUGGACAACUUUGACCAGGACAUUCUGGACCAGUGCUCCAGAGAGCAGGAGUUUAAGACCAUCCUGUUCUCGCUGUGUUAUUUUCAUGCCUGUGUAGCUGAGAGAAGAAAGUUUGGUCCUCAAGGCUGGAACCGAAAAUAUCCAUUUAACACAGGAGACCUGACUAUCUCUGUCAAUGUUCUUUUUAACUACCUGGAGGCCAACUCACAGGUGCCGUGGGAGGAUCUUCGCUAUCUCUUUGGUGAAAUCAUGUAUGGAGGACACAUCACUGAUGACUGGGACAGAAGACUGUGUAGGACUUACCUAGAAGAGUACAUGCAGCCCAACCAGUUUGACAGGAAGUUGGCUCUUGCUCCAGGCUUUGUUGUUCCCUCUAACCUGGAUUAUGAGGGUUACCACAGCUUUAUAGAUGAGAUGCUUCCUCAUGAGAGCCCGGUGCAUUAUGGUCUUCAUCCCAAUGCUGAAAUCGAGUUUCUGACAGUGACCUCUGAUAACCUGUUUCACACUCUGCUUGAGCUGCAGACCAGAGAUUCGUCCAUGGGAGAGGGAGCAUCACAGAGCACUGAGGAGAAGGUAAAAACAGUGUUGGAUGAUAUACUAGAAAAACUACCAGAGGAAUACAACAUGUCUGAUCUCACAUCUAAAACUGCUGAACGCACACCCUAUAUCCUGGUCUGCUUUCAGGAGUGUGAGCGCAUGAAUAUGCUUGUCAAUGAGAUACGACGUUCACUCAAAGAGCUGGAUUUGGGAUUAAAGGGUGAGUUGGCUAUAUCUUCUGAGAUGGAGCAGCUUCAGACAGCUCUGUUCUUUGAUAAUGUUCCUGACACCUGGACUAGACUGGCCUACCCCUCUACCUACACUCUUGCUCAAUGGUACAAUGAUGUUUUGCUGCGCUGUAGAGAGCUGGAUAGCUGGACUCAGGAUCUCUCUCUACCCAAUGUAGUCUGGCUCUCAGGACUAUUCAACCCACAGUCUUUUCUUACAGCUGUGAUGCAGAGCUUGGCACGUAAGAAUGAGUGGCCACUGGAUAAGAUGACUCUAACAGUGGACGUAACUAAGAAGUUUAAGGAGGAGUUUAACCAGUCGGCAAGAGAGGGAGCGUACAUCUAUGGUCUCUACAUGGAAGGUGCACGCUGGGAUAUCCACAAUGGUACCAUUACAGAGGCAAGGCUGAAGGAGUUAACUCCCUGCAUGCCUGUGAUUGCGGUACGCGCUGUCCCCAACGAUCGCCAGGAGACACGCAACAUCUACGAGUGUCCAGUCUACAAGACCAAACUACGAGCUAAUACAUAUGUGUGGACUUUUAAUCUUAAAACCAGGGAGAGACCUGCCAAGUGGAUACUUGCAGGUGUGGCACUGCUGUUUAGUGUGUGAGGUGGGAAACACUGUGAUUCUGAAGAGGGAAAGUGCCUUUCCUAAUGUGUGUGUUUUGGUUUUCGUAUUUAUUAUACUAAAAAUACUUACUUCUAGACUGUUUGAUUGUAUUUUUUAGAUUACAGAUUUCACAUAUAGAACAGUAGCAUGUUUUAAUGUCCACAAAUUUGAAUGUCCAGAAAUUUACUACAAAUAUUAAAGAAAAAUAUUGAGAUUAUUAUUUAUAAUAUUAAAAAUAAUUAUUUAUACAAGGGGUUUCAUGCGCCACAUAACCCUGUCAACUUAGUGUUAUAAUUUUUACUCAUCUGCAAUGAUAAAUUGCCAGAACCUUUUAGCAGACUAUCAGUAUGGUGAAGUAGUCCACAGAACACCACUAAAUAAGCUUUUGAAACAAUUUUUAGAUCCAAUCAUUGAGCACAAAUCUGGAAAAGGAUACAAGACCUACAGGCACUGAACAUACCUUGGAAAGGUGCUAUUUAAAAGAGCUCCUGUAACAUUAACUGUCACUCUGACCAAUUUGCAGAAGUCACUUGUUAUGACUAAAGCCCAUAUUCAAGAAUCAACUACAUCCAAGCUGCAACACAUAAAUAUAUUUUACUGUAAUAAAUCUCAAUAAGUCUCAAGUAGGACACCCCAAGCAAGAAAAUCUUUAAACAGUCAUUUGCAGAACUCCUAAAGUGCUAGAACAUCUUUUGUUUGAUGAGACUGAAGUGAAACUCUUCUUAUCAUUAAUUUUGUACUAUUCAUUCUAAGCUGUAUUUAAGGCAUAAAUCACUAUAAUAAAACCGCAUGUAACACCAUUGCUACUGUGAAACAGAUGCUUAUAAUUUGUGAUACAAUAAAGUGGAUUUAGCCUUUAUAGCCUUCCUGGGCCAACAGCUGUAUUUUAUUCACAGACUGUGGAUUCAUAUCUAAAUAAAGGGUAGGACACAUUUCAA
Molecule: messenger RNA, 10790 nt
Organism: Trichomycterus rosablanca
Lineage: Eukaryota; Metazoa; Chordata; Actinopteri; Siluriformes; Trichomycteridae
Gene: dnah9l
Product: dynein, axonemal, heavy polypeptide 9 like
Exons: 65
Coding region: 106-9852 (3248 amino acids)
Biological process (GO): microtubule-based movement
Cellular component (GO): dynein complex
Molecular function (GO): dynein intermediate chain binding; ATP binding; minus-end-directed microtubule motor activity
Source: RefSeq, a predicted model, not a curated record